UUUGGGAAGCUGCAAAACCCGCCUGUGCCUGAUGUGCGCGUCUGCGCUCUUUUCGUCCAUCAGAGGGAGUCAAGUUUCUUCUGCUAAAUGCGCAGCCUCCCUCCCGUUGCUCAACAGACGCGACGAGCCGCCGCCGCGGAGACGACGAGAGAACUCUUUUUUUUUGUUGUUGUUGUUCACUUUCCUUUUGACUGGCUUACCGUGGAACAGUCUCCUGUUGGCGGGCGGAUCGCGGGCCACUGUUUCCGCCUUUAGAAAAGACGCUCGUCGGGAUCUUCACUCCCAAACUGGAUUAAUCCCGAGGCGUUAAACGCGGCCUUUUUCAACGUGCGCGUGUGUGUGUGUGUGUUGUAUUAUUAUUAUUUGUAUUUUUUUUCCGGGGCUGACGAGCCCUUUAUCCCCGGGCUGUCAUGUUGUGGAAAUUAGCAGACAACGUCAAGUAUGAGGAUGACUGCGAGGAGCGACACGACGGCAGCAGCAAUGGCAACCCGCGGCUGCCCCACCUGCCGGCGGUCAGCCAGCACCUGUACAGCCCGCCUCCCUCCCUCUCGCACUCGGCCAGCUCCGACUUCCAGCCGCCUUACUUCCCGCCCCCCUACCAGCCCAUCUCCUACCCGCAGUCCGGCGACCCUUACUCCCACCUGGGCGACCCCUUCAACAUCAACUCCCUGCACCAGUCGCCGUCGUCCAACCACCAGCAGCAGCCGUGGCCGGGACGCCAGGGCCAGGAGGGGCUGGCGGGGCACGGCAGGAGCGGCCUGGCCGGCCAGAUCCUCGGCCUGGACGGCGGAGGAGGAGGUGGAGGGGGAGGAGGAGGAGGAGGAGGAGGGGGCUCGUCCGGGGUGCGGAGGGAAGGCUUCCGCCGGCCGGAGCUGCUGCCUCCGCACGCCCACGGCAUCGAGGCGGCGGUGAUCGGGGAGAGCAUGGCCAUGCACGACAUGCAGGGCCACGGCAUGGACGACGUGCAGCACGUGGACGACCACGGUAUUAUCAUGGCGGAUCAGACGGUCAUCAAAAAAGUAUUAGGACUGCGAGGCACCAGGAGCCUUGAUCGCGUACAGAGGACUUGUUAUCAGGGGGGCAUCCUUGCGGGGCCAGUGACUCUCCCGAAAGGCAACGCUCUAGGCCUCCCCUUCCAGAAGGAGUCCCUGCUGGGCAUGGUGUCCAACCCCACUGAGGUGUUCUGCUCCGUCCCGGGUCGCCUCUCGCUGUUGAGCUCCACCUCCAAGUACAAGGUGACGGUGGCCGAGGUCCAGAGGCGACUCUCGCCGCCCGAGUGCCUGAACGCGUCGCUGCUGGGAGGUGUUUUACGCAGAGCCAAGUCGAAAAACGGCGGACGCUCAUUGCGAGAGAAACUGGACAAAAUUGGGCUCAACUUGCCGGCGGGAAGAAGGAAGGCGGCCAACGUGACUCUACUUACCUCGCUGGUGGAAGGUGAAGCUGUUCAUUUAGCCCGUGACUUCGGUUACGUGUGCGAGACAGAGUUCCCCGCCAAGGCCAUCGCGGAGUACCUGGGCAGGCCGCAUGUGGAACGAAACGAGGUUAACUCUCGCAAGAACAUGCUUCUCGCCGCCAAGCAAAUCUGCAAGGAGUUCACCGACCUGCUCACCCAAGACCGCUCGCCGCUGGGCAACUCACGUCCGGCGCCCAUCCUGGAGCCGGGCAUUCAGGGCUGCCUGACCCACUUCAGCCUCAUCAGCCACGGCUUCGGCUCGCCGGCCAUCUGCGCCGCCAUGACCUCGCUGCAGAACUACCUGAGCGAGGCCCUCAAACAAGUGGACAAGAUGUACCUGAGCGCCGACGCGCAGGGAGCCUCCGACGGCGGCGGCAAAUCCGCAGACAAACUGGACAAGCACAGGAAAUGAGACCGCAACCCCCCCGGCCGGCCCCCUUCCCCCGUGAACUCCGAGAACCCCGGCUGCCCCUUUUACAAUAUCGUGUUUUCCCGCAUGGCUGUGGUCAAAAUCGCUCCCAAAUCACUAUUUAAUGCACGAGAUGGUGAGAUGGCCAUUUUCUGUCACUCUCUGAAUGUGAGCGCAAGUCAUCCCCGUUAUCCUUUGAGGUGUCCAAAUUCUUCCGAGGGUCACAGAGAGAGAAAUGGAGGGACGCAAGGGGCAAAAUGUGGUCUAUGGCAUUCAUUUUCCGAAUUAAUCCCAUUGAUACAAUUUUAAUUGGUGAAAAAAAAAAGCCUGAAAACAAAUCUCUUAACUCUCUGGGGCACUUGGUCUGUCAUUCCCGCGGGAGCCUGGUGGCAUUAUGUCGCCUCAAGAUCGAAAGUCUGGAUGUUUUGUGGACAUGGCUUUGUUGCAGUAGGAAACACAAGGCUAAUUUAAGUGCAGAUUAAAUCCGCAGAUGACACUGCUCACUCGGUUCAUCGUUUAAAAAACUCCAGAAGAUCACUCAAGGCCUUUUUGGCCUUUGAAAACGAGUUUGUGAAGACAAUGCCACCGUAGUCAUUUGCUUUUUGAAAGUGUUCAAGGCUACUUGUCUGGUCGGAGAGUUGAUUUUGCACGCCCGGGUAGUGACAAUUUUUGAACAUCUCCAAAUUCAUGAGAAAAAAAAAAUACAAAAAAAACAAGAACUAACAUGAAUAAGCUGCCAAUUUUUCAAAAUGGUUACUCGAGGAUCAUUAAUGAUUCAUGUUCACAAAUCGCAGCUGGACAUGAAGCAGAAAGUGGAGCAAACCCUUUUUACGUCAGCAUGAUGUUUAUUCACUGUUAUGAAGACAGAUGUUCCUAUUUUAGUUGUAAAUGUUGUACUUUUGUUUUAGCAUCUAGAGUGUUACGGACCUUGUUCUUUUUAUUCCAUGCCGCCGGAUUAUUGUUUUGACCGAACUGCCCUAUGUUAUGCCCUCAGUGCAUCUUGAAAAGUCAUGUGACCAACGAUGCACCCUCGAUGAUCAAAUUACAUCCCACGAUGCAUUGCGCCGAUAAAGAUGAAUUUUCUUUGCUUCCGGGAUACUCAACUUGCAACAAUAUUGUGUUAUAAUUUAUUUGUUAGUUCAAUAUUUAUUACCCACCAACUGUACCAGUCCACAGUAGAAAAAUCCCUAAACAAUUUUGAGUGGAUUAAAAAAAAAAAAAAAAAAGAGAACUAUAUUGUCCACUCUAUAAAAGUCCACAAAUAGUGAUUCGGGAGUAGCGAAGGAGGGAACAAUUCCAAACACAGUCACCAUUUCUCCAGGAACCUGCCGGGCAACUUGGGGGUUGGAGGAUUCGUGCAUGCUGUCUUUAUCCCCCUCCCCCCCUCCACCCCUAUUUCCCCUCCUCCCCCAUCCAGAGGACAUCAUUUCAAGAUGAGUUGUUGUGCACCCCCCGCCCCCCUUCCUCCUCCUCCUCAGUGGCGUCUGGAGGCAAAUCCUCUGAUUUCCUGUGUCUCGACGAACUCGCAAAAGGACUUUUUUUUUUUUUUUUU
Hippocampus comes (tiger tail seahorse) is the source of this 3414-nucleotide messenger RNA. It is a transcript of the gene tfap2c, whose product is annotated as transcription factor AP-2 gamma (activating enhancer binding protein 2 gamma). The record is from RefSeq and is a predicted model, not a curated record. Gene Ontology annotation, biological process: anatomical structure development; regulation of cell population proliferation; regulation of transcription by RNA polymerase II. NCBI's taxonomy places the organism in Eukaryota, Metazoa, Chordata, Actinopteri, Syngnathiformes, Syngnathidae. The transcript is spliced from 8 exons. Gene Ontology annotation, molecular function: RNA polymerase II transcription regulatory region sequence-specific DNA binding; DNA-binding transcription factor activity, RNA polymerase II-specific. Gene Ontology annotation, cellular component: nucleus. The coding region runs from base 411 to 1865 and encodes 484 amino acids.